UGUUAUGGCUGUUUAAUUGUAUUUGGAGGCAGUAGCGUCACGAAAAGUGUCCGGGGUCAUGAUAUGUCCGGGGUCAUGAUAAACCACGUUAUGAUUUUACGCUUUAUAAAUAAUCAUGAUUAUGAUUACGACUAAAAAAUCAUGAUUAUAAUUGAUUUUCUAACCAUGUACAGCUCGAGCUUUCUUCUUGCCAUCUCUGAUUGUCUAUAACCACCUACCUUGCUGUUGUUGACUCCUGUACCCGUGACUCCCAAAACCAGCCUGUCGAUGUUAGUCUACCACUAUCAUACGAUUCCCCUAUCCCUCACCGUCAUAAUCAUCCCAUCCACGCCCUCUUCCCAGCCCUGAAAUAAAUCAUGCCAUCCAAAACAAGAAGGGACGAUGGUCCAGGCACAUCCAGGUACUGCCCUAUCCCCUUUGAUUCACCUCUCCAUCUCCAACAGAAGGAAGGAGCGACCAAGCCUUCCUUCCCUCUUUCUCACCGUAUCCCAUACCACCCACCACCAUCUCUGAGAAACUUAUCUACCCCUCUAAGGAUCGAUACUAGAAUAUGGGCCGAUAUUUCGCCGAACCGCUUCGCUUCGCCUGUUCUUUGUAGUUGUGAACUUUGUCGUCGGCGACCGCUUGUUCGGCAACCUUUCGUGUUUCUGUAAACUGGAUGCGGUCAACACAUACAUACUUUGCAUAUUUGCACAACUAACCUUAUAUACUUGCUCCGUGGGAGCUGGGGGUGUGUGAAUAGAAGCAUUUUCUUCUUAUUCUUUGAUUAGGGACGCGACAGAGAGGUUUUAUAGGCUUGGUGAGUCUGCAUAUCUCCGGUUUGGUCUUGGUUAGGCGUGGACUUCAAUGCCACUUUGUCCUUGCACCUCCUCAAAGCUGAGAAGAGAGCCUGAAAGGAAGAAUGAAGACAAGAGAAACCUUUAUACUCCCACCUUUUAUCUCUUUCUUCCUUUGUGGAGGCUUGGCUGACCAGGAGCCCCUUUUCAGAGCCUGCUCUUCAGCAACAAGAGCUCUCCUCACUUCAGGUCUUCAGAGAUCGAAUAUCUUGCACGGCAUCCCAUUCAAAGGUAUAACGAGGCUGAUAACCCCUUUCUUUUGGCUUCUGCUGACUUCCUUUCACAGUUUGCUCUUUGCUUCUCCCAAAAGAGCGUUCUCACUCGAGAGUACUGAGAGAUCGGAAAAAUUUGCUCUCACUUUCGUUCAACAACCAGAGGUCGGAAACAUUUGCUUCCCUUUUCUUUAACAACUAGAGCUCAGAAACAUUUGCUCCCCACUUCUUCAACAACCGGAGCUUGGAAUAGCUUUGCGGAUAUAUACCAACUUUCUUUGAUCGGUAUCUGUGCAAGCCAACCACACAAAUAGAUCUUGCUUGAUAUUGCUGUCCAAGCUAGUCUGCUUCAACCAUAUAUAACCUGUUCACUAAGGUGUGAUCAGUUGAGAGUGUGACAGAAUGAGACUCUCCACAUACUUUGCCGACGCUGGGGAAGUGUUCGUAUUCAACCUGGGUGAUGAGCUUGCAAGUAUCCCAACUUACCACAUGCACUGAAUAUCCCCCCAAUGCUAACUGAGACAGAUGCAGCAAAUCCUCGACGGCGACUAUGUGAUAGUCUACAUCCAGAGCAUUGGUGGCCGCCGGCCACCUAACGAAAUCAACCCGACGACAGAUCGGAUGGUGAGAAUUAUGCCUUUCGAGAGGGACGGCGAGAUCAGUGUUUCCGCGCGUCAAAGCUUCAUCAGAUUCAACAAUCAUUUCCGCAAUAUCCGUGAGCUUGUCUUCUACCCAACUAGGAAGAGCGGGAGGGUCACCCUCGACAACUUGAAGGGUUCAGGCCCGCAGGAUACAUCUCCGGACGCCAAUAAUAGUUCCAUGACUGGCGAAGCUGGGGUGCGCAUGGCAACAGGUGAUAGAUCCUGUUCGACAUUCACCGAUUGUGAUGUAGAUCCAUCGCCUUCAGCGCAUGAUGACCGCAUGGAGUAUCUAUUUGCAAAUACCAAGAACAUACGCCAGAAAGGCUCGGAAAUUUCCUUCGGUAUGGUAAUUAACACCGAGAAUACCACUGGCUAUGAAUUUUGCCAAAUUGAACUCGCAGCCGCCGAAGGAGACAGGGUGCUCAUUGUGGCCAUCAAAGUCCCGAAGGAGAAGAAACUGUCCAGUCUGUACCUCAAGAAACAGCCACUGAAUGUAGAUAUGCAUGAGCUUGUCGUUCAACGCUUCAUUGGAGUUGACAAAGGCUUCUUCACCAUGAAGGAAUAUGGGAAGCAAGAUAACGACGAGCCCAUGGGCCCAAAGAGCCAUACGUUUUAUAACCUCGACCUUGGAGAAGAUAUGGAAAAGGACCUGUUCCAGAACUAUUCACACGAGGUUGGGAGAGCGUGCCUUGAGCCGCAUCAAUUCAACGCUGGCCUGUUUGAGGAAUGGCGCCAGAUGAUCCCAUCCCAUACCAUGGACGAACAUCUGAAGAAUAUUUACGAGUUGUACACCCAAGAGGCUCUGUUGGUCGUCGGGCAGCUGAAAACCCCCCCUAUGGACAGUAGCGACGACGGCCACCAGAAUCUUAGGGCCUUGACGGAGGAGAAUGACCGGUUGAGACGUAAGCUGCACAUCCUUCGAGACGCACAGACGUAUGUGAUGUUGAGGCGUAAAGAUCUGGAGUUUGAGCGCGUCCAGGAGUACAACUUUGGGAAGAAGAUCGGACCAGGUUUGCCGAGGACUAGGCGCACCACAUCAGUCAGACGUAGGCCGACAAACAGCAACACGGCGCCUCGCCCUCUCACCCCAGCUCUGAUCCACAGCAGCGGCAGUACGACAAACACGACGGCCCGUCCUCGCACCCCCCCAUCUCUGAGCUACAGCAGCGGCAGUACGACGCCGACCAAUUCUCCCGUUAGGAGAGCACAAAUGGCGAAACUAGCCAAGGGGAAAGAAGUGCUUCCUACCGGCAAUGACAAGCUAAAGGAGAUUUUGCAGAGACUCAUGUCGGAGCCUAGCUUCCAACGCCUGAAGACUGAAUCGAAAGGCAAAAAUACUGCGGGUGAACAGGCCCGCCUGCGUCGCCAAGCCGAAGAGAAUAUGUGGCUGGUUAAGAUCCCUUCUCUGGGAAGAAAUCAAGUUUCGGAUUCUGGUGGUGGUGGGCUAGUUCGUCCUAAUGUUGGUCAUUCUGUGGGAAGAAAUCGAGUUUCGGACUCUGGUGGUGGUGGGCUAGUUCGUCCUAAUGCUGGUGGUGGUAGAAAUGCUGGUGGCAAAGCUGGUGCUGGUGGCAAACAAGGUGCCAAAGCAGGUGCCAAAGCAGGUGCCAGAGCUAAUACCGGUGCCCGACCAGGUUCCGAGGUUCAUGUUGCCGUCGAAUAUGAUGCUGAUAUUCAAACUGGUGCUGAUACCAGAGCUGAUGCUGGUGGCGAUGCUCGUGCCAAUACCAUUGCUGGUAGCAAUGCUGCUGCUAAUACCAUUGCUACCAUGGAUACUGGUGCUGCCGUGGGUGCUAGUCCUGGCACUGCUUUGAAUGCCGGCGAUGAUGAGGACUGGGAGUCGAGCGACGAUGACGAAGAAGGAGGUGUAAGUCUGACGCCCGAUCCAGUCAACACUGAGCAGGAGCUGCCACCCCCAGCCACUCUGUGCAAGUCGCGUACUCUGGAUGGCCAACGUGAUUCCGAAUCCUCUCUUUCAACCCAAGAGAGCUUGACAAGGAAGCGUAGCCAGAGUUCUCUUUCAUCCGAGGAAGGUUCGCCAGCGAAGCGUAGCCAGAAUGGUGGCGACGGAGUGUCAACCAGAAGCGUCAGCCCUGAGGACAACUUAUCUUCCAACGAUGACGGUAAAAUCGAAUCCGGAGGAGGAACACCAGACAGGGCUCCGAGUCCAAAGAAGCGCAAACUGUCUGAUGACAGCGAUGCUGUUCCGAGGGGUGGUAGAUCAAACAUUACGAAGUUGAUGUAGUUGAUGGGUUCUUGUUGUAGAUGGAAGGUCUUCAAUUUCAGGCUAUAGGUGGUUGUGUUUUCGUGGGGUAAUGUGUUUGUCUGUCGUUUUUCAUGGUGGAGCUUACUGGUCUUUCCUUAUUUGUGCUUUCUUAGACACUGUGUCGACUAGCACCGCGGAACAGUUUGCUGGCUUUUUUAUAUGCGAUCUCUUUUCGGACAGAUUCCAGCAGCUGGGUUCAGUUGUUCGUCAUCUUAUAGUUGUUUGGUUUUUCUCGAGAAGUACAAACUCCAAGACAGCGGUUUCUCACUUGAAGAACAGCAUUCCUUCCUGGGUUACUGAAGAGGAGGCCGUUCCAUAGAUGGGUUUUAACGGAGCGGUUGUGUACGUUACUUUGAUUUCACCUUUCUGAAUAGCAAGGAAGGAAUACAGAUGCAAUGCCUUUAUAGACUUGAUGCAUAAAAAAGUGAUC
This is a messenger RNA of Pseudogymnoascus destructans, 4382 nucleotides long. RefSeq lists its product as uncharacterized. The transcript has a single exon. The record is from RefSeq and is a predicted model, not a curated record. The coding region runs from base 1574 to 3931 and encodes 785 amino acids. NCBI's taxonomy places the organism in Eukaryota, Fungi, Ascomycota, Leotiomycetes, Thelebolales, Thelebolaceae.